Messenger RNA from Varanus komodoensis (Komodo dragon), 1581 nucleotides. RefSeq names its product acid sensing ion channel subunit 1 (gene ASIC1). Bases 1 to 1581 code for a protein of 526 amino acids. NCBI's taxonomy places the organism in Eukaryota, Metazoa, Chordata, Lepidosauria, Squamata, Varanidae. The transcript has 11 exons. Gene Ontology annotation, cellular component: membrane. The record is from RefSeq and is a predicted model, not a curated record. Gene Ontology annotation, biological process: sodium ion transmembrane transport.
AUGAUGGAUCUGAAGGUGGACGAAGAGGAGGUGGAGAACAGUCAGCCGGUGAGCCUCGAGGCGUUUGCCAGCAGCUCCACGUUGCAUGGCCUGUCCCACAUCUUCUCCUAUGAGCGCCUCUCUUUCAAGCGCAUCUUCUGGACCCUUUGCUUCCUGAGCUCCUUGGCUCUGCUGGUCUUUGUCUGCAAUGAGAGGAUCCAGUACUACUUCUGCUACCCCCACGUCACAAAGCUGGACGAAGUGGCAGCCACCCACAUGACCUUCCCUGCCGUCACCUUCUGCAACCUCAACGAGUUUCGCUUCAGCCGGGUAACCAAGAAUGACCUGUACCACGCUGGAGAGCUGUUGGCUCUGCUCAAUAGCAGGUAUGAGAUUCCAGACACCCAAAUGGCUGAUGAGAAGCAGCUGGAAAUCCUUCAGGAGAAGGCAAAUUUCCGUAAUUUCAAGCCCAAGCCCUUCAACAUGCGAGAAUUCUCCGACAGAGCGGGCCACGACAUCCAAGAAAUGCUGCUCUCGUGCUUAUUCCGUGGGGAGCCCUGUGGGCCAGAUGACUUCAAAGUGGUGUUCACACGCUAUGGGAAGUGCUACACAUUCAACUCAGGGCAGCCUGACAAGCCUCCGCUCAUCACUAUGAAGGGGGGAACUGGAAACGGCUUGGAGAUCAUGCUGGACAUCCAGCAGGAUGAGUAUCUUCCUGUCUGGGGAGAGACGGAUGAGACUUCAUUUGAAGCUGGGAUUAAAGUGCAGAUCCACAGCCAGGACGAGCCACCUUUCAUUGACCAGCUGGGAUUUGGGGUGGCACCCGGUUUCCAGACAUUUGUGUCUUGCCAGGAGCAGCGGCUCAUUUAUCUUCCUCCACCCUGGGGUGCCUGCAAAUCUGUGACUAUGGAGUCCGAGUUCUACGAUACCUACAGCAUCACAGCUUGCCGCAUAGACUGCGAGACGCGCUACUUGGUCGAGAACUGCAACUGCCGCAUGGUGCAUAUGCCUGGUGACGCUCCCUACUGCACCCCUGAGCAAUACAAGGAGUGUGCGGACCCAGCCCUUGACUUCUUGGUGGAGAGGGACAAUGCUUACUGCGUGUGUGAAAUGCCUUGCAAUGUCACCCGCUAUGGCAAGGAGCUCUCCAUGGUUAAGAUCCCCAGCAAGGCAUCCGCCAAGUACCUGGCCAAGAAAUACAACAGGAGUGAGCAGUACAUUGGGGAAAACAUCCUGGUACUGGACAUUUUCUUUGAGGCGCUGAACUAUGAGACCAUUGAGCAGAAGAAAGCAUAUGAAGUCGCUGGACUUCUGGGUGACAUUGGGGGACAGAUGGGGCUGUUCAUUGGGGCCAGUAUAUUAACUGUGCUUGAGCUAUUUGACUAUGCUUACGAGGUUAUUAAGUUCCGCCUCUGUCGUGCCAAGUGCCAGAAGAAACACAAAAGUAACAACAGCGACAAGGGUGUAGCCCUGAGCCUGGAUGACGUGAAGCGCCAUAAUCCGUGUGAGAACAUCCGAGGCCACCCAGCGAGCAUGACAUACACAGCCAACAUCCUACCUCACCACCCGGCCCGGGGAACCUUCGAGGACUUUACCUGCUAA